AAAACAGGAGGGAGGGGGCAAGUUUAGCCAAGAAGUUUUUGGAGAACUUCAGAAGGAGCGCCGGCCCAACCGUCCCGCAGAGUAGGGCUCAUGAUUGGUAGGAAGGCCGUCCUCGCUGAGAUCUAGUAGGAUGAAGAGGCAGGUUGUUGUUGUUUUUUUCCCCCCCAAGGUUAGCUCUUGGCUCACCUGUAGAACGAGGCCGGUCUUCCCCUCCCCCUUUCUCAAACCUGACCACCUUGCAAAAGGUGACUAAUCGUCGAGACUCUGGGAGUGAGCUGGGCUCAGCAAGGCCUGUCAUUGUGGUUUUGGGUGUCUUUGCUUCUAAAAAUGUGACCUUCAUUUUGUGUGUGUGUGUGCGCGUGUGUUGGGGAGGAGGAGGGGGAGGCCCUGAGGUGGGUUGGGCUGCCUUUUCUGAGAUUGUUCCGGUGGCCCAGGGUGAAUCCUGCGCGUAACUUCCUGCCUGCGUGACUUUCUCGGCACGCUAAGAUGGGAGGCCGGUGAACUUGGGACGGGAGGAAGGAGAAAGAUGUGGGAGGCAGGGAGGGGUGUACAGGUAGUCCUCGACUUAACGACGGUUCGUUUAGUGACCAUUAAAGGUUUCAACGCUGCUGAAAAAAGUGACCUACCUGUUUUUCAACAGUUAAACUCUUUGUAGCAUCCCCAUGAUCGAAAUUCAGAUGCUUUGGCAACGGGUUCAGACUUACGACCGUUGCAGCGUCCCGGGGCCCUGUGAUCCCUUUUUGCGACCUUCUGACAAGCAAAGUCACUGUUGGGGGGAAGUCAGAUUCACUCAACAACCGGGUUACUAACUGGAAAAUUCUUCUGGCAACUGACUCCUAUUUAUGACAAUGGCUGUGUCCCAAGAUCACAUGAUCCCCUGUUGCGACCUUGUCACUUUGGGGGGGUGGGGAGCCAGAUUUACUCAACAAUUGAGUUACUAGCUUAUCCACUGCAGUGGUGGUUCACUGAACGACCAUGGCCAGAAAAGUCUUAAAGUCUAAAAUAAAACUCACUUAAAGGCCUCGCUUUUACAUUUUGGCUCCAUGCUGGUCGUAGGUUGCGGACUUGCCUGUAGAAGUAACUUUGCAAGAUUUUGUGCUGGAAGAGCGGGAGAUAAUUUGUGCCUUUCCAAAUUCCUCGUCCCGCCCUUUGACUCACAGGAGGAGAACUAAUUGCAGAACGUGACUAAUUGCAAUGCAAAUAUGCAGGUGUCGCCUGAGUUACACAGCUUGGGAAAAACUGGUCUGGAGACUUUUUGGGAAAAGAAGGUUGAAAAACCCAGGAACAUGGGAUGGGUGUGGCAGACCGGGCUUCCGUUUUCCUUUUCCUGCCUCCAGAAGGAAACCUGAAUGUUCCUUUUUAAAGGCUGCAGGGAUAGGCGGUCCUCGAAUGAAUGACCACAGUUCAGAGUUUAUGUUGCUAAGUGAGAAAUCUGUUAAGGGAGCCCAUUCUCGUUUGGUUUAUGAAUCGGCCCGUAGGCCGUAUCAAAAUUCAGAGUUCCAAACACAAAUGGUUACUAAAAAUCCUAUAAAAGCAAUUUAAAAUGCAAUUGGAAGAAAAUGCAAUAAUUAUACAUACCCUGUUUACCCGAAAAUAAGACCCGACUGGAAAAUAAGCCCUAGCAUGAUUUUUCAGGAUGCUCAUAAUAUAAGCCCUACCGAAAAUAAGCCUCAGUUAAGAUGGUCAAGUCAGGCAGACGCAUUCAAUACCGUAUUUUCCUCAAAAUAAGACCUAACCAGAAAAUAAGCCAUAAUCCGUCUUUUGGAGCAAAAAUUAAUAGAAGACCUAGUCUUAUUUUGAGGGAAACACGGUAGAGAUAAAUAGAACGAGAUAAAAUUGAAACGGUCAUAGGUCACCUUUUUCAGUGGUGUUGUAACUUAGAACGCGGUCACUAAACGAACCGCUAUGAGUCAAAAGACUGCCUGUUAAGGUGAUUGUUAAGUGAAUCCGGCUUCCCUUAUUGGACUUCGCUUGUCGAAGGUCACAAAAGGGGAUCACGAGACACUGCAGCCGUCAUAAAUACGAGUCACUUGCCAAGUGCCUGGAUUGUGAUCACCUGACUAUGGGGAUAACGCAGCGGUCGUUAAGUGUGAAAAAUGGUCCUGUGUCACUUUUGUGUGGGUGCCGUUGUAACUUUGAACAGUUCACUCAAUGAACUGUUACAAGUCGAGCUGUUAUUUCUGUUUGCAGGUUGCUUCCAUGGGAGGACGGUUUGUGUUUAUUGUGGCUCUGCUUUGCUGGUUGAUUGUUUGAUGGACGAAAAGUGGGAGCUACAGCUACCCCUUGAUUUACAACCGUUUGUUUGGCGACCAAAGUUGCAGCGAUUCGCUUAAUGGCGGUGGUGAGAGAGGUCGUAAAACGGGGCAAAACUCAAUGUCUUGCUUGGCGACGGAAAUUUGGGGCUCCAUUGAGGCCAUAAGUUGAGGACUACCUGUAUUCUUUGUAGAAGUUGUUUUAGGUCCUCAGAUCCCCUCUCUUUUGAGUUUGGGAAUGAUGAGUUCCGAAUUGUGGAGCAGGAGUAUAAAAAGAAUCCUAAGGAUAAUAAUAUAAUAUAAGCCAUACCAGCUGUAUGGGGCCUUGGCAUCUUCCUGAAUGUUAAUAUUCAUUCAUUCAUUCAUUCAUUCAUCCAUCCAUCCAUCCCUUCCUCCAUUUCUGGUAUGCUGCCUUCACUUUGGCCCACCAUUAACAAGAAUAACAAGAGUUGAAAGGGACCUUAAAGGUCUUCUAGCCCAACCCCCAGCUCAAGCAGAACGGUCACUUCAGACCAACAGUUUGUCUAAUCUCUUUUUAAGUUAUCCUGGCCGAAUGGGGCUUCAGGUAGGAAGAAAGAACAGACUUUUCCAGUCGACGAGAAGGGAACCUCCCUUGUUGCCUGGGAAAAUGAAAUAAAUAUUCUGCUUGCGGUAGGAGACCACGCUUUGCUUAGUUUUGCUUGGCAACUGCCACCUACUGUGGUUCUGCUCAGGUGAGACCAGGGAAGUGACCAGUCUUGUAUGGACUGUGUGGUCCUUUGCCUGCAGCCAUGGGGAAGAUGCUAUCCAAGAUCUUUGGUAACAAGGAGAUGAGGAUUUUGAUGCUGGGCUUAGAUGCCGCCGGCAAGACAACCAUCCUCUACAAGCUGAAGUUGGGCCAGCCGGUCACCACUAUCCCCACCGUAGGUUUCAACGUGGAGACGGUGACCUACAAGAACGUCAAGUUCAACGUUUGGGACGUGGGAGGUCAGGAUAAGAUCCGGCCUCUUUGGAGACACUACUAUACCGGCACCCAAGGGUUGAUCUUUGUGGUGGACUGCGCCGAUCGGGAUCGGAUCGACGAAGGCCGACAAGAGCUUCACCGCAUCAUCAACGACCGGGAGAUGAGGGACGCCAUCAUCCUGGUCUUUGCCAACAAGCAGGACCUCCCGGAUGCCAUGAAACCUCACGAGAUCCAGGAGAAACUGGGGCUCACUCGCAUUAGGGACAGGAAUUGGUACGUCCAGCCGUCGUGCGCGACCUCGGGAGAAGGACUCUAUGAAGGCUUAAUGUGGCUUACCUCCAACUACAAAUCCUAAUUCUGGAAGCCGGAGAGCUAACUCGAUUGACGGGCGCACGCAACCUCCCUAACCGACGAGUUCUUCAAACCUUCCUUCCGUCUGUCCCGUCCGUCCGUCGUCUCCCCCCCCCCCUUCAACUCUUCCUCAACUCCUCGCAGAGGCCUCACCAUCAUAGGUCAAGGCCUGGAAGAUCUGGUUGCUUCUCUCUCUCCCUCUCUCUUGGAAGAUGCCUUGAUUUCUGCGGAUGGAAAAGUGGAGGGGAGGGGGGUCCUUUGACCCCCCCACCCCAUUUAUCCAUAGCUGCCUGCCUGAACCCCUUUGGAACAUUCCCCCCCACCCAAGACCUCCAAACUCAGGUGUCUUCCGAAUGAGUCGAGUCUAAGCCAAAGGGAGGACCCUCCUGAAGACGGGGCUGGGACCAAUUCCAGGAGCUCUGUGUUGACUUGGGGGUGGUCCCUUCCCCCCCACCCGCCCGCCUUUUAAAGGUGGGGAAGCUUGGCAACUUCCAAGAAACUUGGAGUUUGUUCCGCCGUGGCCUCUUGGAAGCCAUCCCCCCGCUUGGGCACACCAGGUUGGCAGAGUAGAAGCCGCCAAGCUCCAGAAGGUGCUGCGUUGGCAGGCCAAGCUUUUGGUGGGGAUGGGAAAUCUCGGUGGGACGGUUCGCUUCCUCAGGUUGCCUCUUCCAGUGUCUCUGCCGGGAACGCCCUGCCCUCGCCUUGUCUCGCCUCGCCUUGCCUCUCUCCUGACCUGUUCCACCUGCUUGGGAAGAGACAAGGGCAGGCAUGCCGAGCACCCGACCGAACCCGUUUGCCUGCUGCCAGGAGGGAGUGGAACGGAAGCCGUCGUGCUUUGGCGGCGGUCUUGUCCCCCAAAUUCCUGCCUACAGAUCUUUGGAGGGUCCCUCCCCUCCUGUAAAUGAGGGACAUUUGCAACUCAAGUUGGGACCACAAACGGGGGUGUCCGUCACAUUCCUUUGACCGGCUCUUUCAUGAAUCCAAACUCGGUGCCCCCUACCCGAGAGAAAACUGCCCCUCUUCGCCCAGCCUUCCUGCGAUGGCCGUCUUCACUCCACGAUCCUUAGGAUGCUCCCCUGUUUCCACAGCUGGCAGCAUGAUGGGGCUCAACCUGGUGAAUUGGAGCAAAGGCCCAGCCUUGGAAAUUUUGACCUCUCGUUGCUCGAGGGGCGUGGGGGGGCUACGUGUUCACACACACACACGUGUGUGUGUGCGGGGCGUUUCUUGAGAACAAAAUGUGCUUUGAUGUUUCAGUUCCAAGCGGUGGGUAUAAAUCCUCUUUUUUUAAAAAAAAAUUGUAUUGAUAACGGUCCAUUAUUGGGGGGGGAGGGGCAUAGAUCUCAUUUCCAGCACUUUAGGUUGUGUGGCCUUCAGCACAGAUCAGUGUGUUGUUUUUUUUAAAACAACCGUGGCCCCUUUAAGAUGGGUGGACUUCAACUCCCAGAAUUCCAGGAGGUUCUGGGAAUCCUGGGAGUUGAAGUCCACCCAGUUUAAACGGGCCGCGGUUGAGAAACACUGGCAUAGACCAAAGAGGAGGAUUUUGCCAGGAGGCUCUAAGAGUGGUGGGGCAGGGGGGGGGGCGGGUAUAAGUCCCUCUCCCCUCUGAUUUCAGGCCUUUCCAGUUGCUAAACAUCCCCCCCUCCCAAAUUCCUCCUGCUCGCUCGCUGGCUUUUUAAAUCCUAUUUAAGCAAUGGCCAAUUUGAAGUGCUGGAACCCUUGGGCGGAAUCUCUUCUCCUUGCCUCUCCUUAAGCAGUUUUUUAAUUCCUCUUUCCCUUUAAAAAAAAAAAAAAGUCUAUUUUAAUAUGAGGGCUUUAUGGACCCCCAAAUGAGCCCACCGAAGAAUUGGGGGGAACAUCGCAAGUUGGCUGCGACGCGGAGAGACUCGGUUGCCCCCUCCUCCAAUUUUUACAAGCGUGGAAGGAAGGGGGCUUGCGACGUCUCUUUUUCAUCCCACCCCUCCAUUUAAUUCAGAUCCCCCGGCCCUGGAAAUUGUAAGGUGCACGAUUCUCAUCCGAAUCCUUGAAACUCGGAUUCUGACCCGCUUGGAAGGCCUUGGGGGAAGAGAAAAACCUGGAAAUGAGAAAGGAGAGGGGAGAAUUUAUUUUCCCUUCUGCUAGAGAACCGUGGUUAGUGCUAACCUCGGAGGGAGCGGGGCAAAAAAAUAAUAAUAAUCCAGAUUGCACUUUCUGUCUGCAGUUUCCACUGCGGCUUGCACUCUGGGUGUGAUCUGGAUCAGAUGUGACUCAACGGGAAGAGACUUGGUUGCGCUGAGCCAGCGUAAAAAUGUUCAUUUCAGCCAUCUCCCCGUCCCCUCCCCUCUCAGCUGAGCUCUUUCUGGAUUUCAAAAAGCACAGGAAUAAUCCUCACAAGGAGGUCUCCUAGUUUAUGGUUUAAAAAAAAAAAAAAAAAGUUAGAUGGAGGCCCAAAUAGUGUCAUCUAAGCUCCACUUGGUUUUGUUUUGUUUUGUUUUUAAAUAUCUAUUUAAAAAUGUUAAAUAUUAAAAAAAAUAAAAAUGACAAUGUUUCAAAAAAAGUCAGGCAGAAAAGCUUGAUUGUGUGGUUCGGGAAGCCAUUUUGACUUUUUUGACCUGAGAGGCUCCUGAAAGCUGGAAUUCUCCCUCCCUCCUCUUCUUCCAACAUUUGGAGGAGGAGGUGUGCGUGAAGGAGUUCUUUGAUCUUUAUUUCUUUUCUGACUUCCCUUCCAAGCUUGCAGUUUCCUUCGUUGGGCGAGAGCAGGGGUCUGCAAACUUGGCUCUUUUUAAGACUUGUGGACUUCAACUCCCAGAGUUCCUCAGCCAGCAAAGCUUGGAGUUGAAGUCCACAAGUCUUAAAAGAGCCAAGUUUGCAGACCCCUGGGUGAGAGGAUGCAUUAAACCUGUAGCAGGGUUGCAUUAAAAGUUGUGUGCACGCAAUGCAAAGCCCUUCAAAAUGCCUUCUCGGUGUUCCUUUUCCUUGGCGGCUUGAAGAUAGGGUUGGCCCUUCAACUCCCAGAAUUCCCUCGCCAACAUGGCUGGCAGGGGAAUGCUGGGAGUUGAAGUCCCACCUAUAUAUCUUCAAGCUGAUUUGUUGCCAUCCGGAGAAUUGGUAGGGCAGGUUAUUCAGCCUGGAGAGAUUUAUUGGGGUAGAGCAGCGGUCUGCAAACUUGGCUCUUUUUAAAACUUGUGGACUUCAACUCCCAGGGUUGAAGCUGGCUGAGGAACCCUGGGAGUUGAAGUCCACAAGUCUUAAAAGAGCCAAGUUUGCAGACCCCUAGGGUAGGGGAGUCCCUGGCUUCUGCUCCUCCGUCCCCUUACUUCUGAUGGGGAGGAGGCCCCUCCCCACCUCUCUCUCUCUCUCUCUCUCCAGCUUUCUUCCAAAAUAAACUUUCAUGCCAAGAUCCCAUCUUCUGCAGCUUACAUAGUUGCAUCACAGCAUUUUGGAAAGAAAACCUUCUUUGGGCCUCUGGAUGUCCAUCAUGUAUGUUGCCUUAAGGCUUCAAGACUACCCUCCCCAUCGUUCCCCAUCUAGCAGUGGAACAGAUGGGAUUCAUAGUCCCACCCCCUCUCUCCCUCCAUCUCAUUAGAGUGCCCACUAAGGUGAGGCUGUGGGGGGGGGGGAGAGGGACAUGCAAAUUUAAGGGAAGGGGCUACGUCACGCUUUAAUGCGUGCCCCCCCCACUCCAAAUUCAGCAUGUACCGCCAUUGCUGGGGUGCGGGAACCGUCUUGGUCUGAAAAUGGGGCUUCCUCCUACCAGUGUCCUUCCUUGGCUGGGAACGCUGGGCCUUGUAGUCCUAAUCUGUCUGACAGGUUGGGAGCAGUUGCGGGCUAUAUUCUGAAGGCACUUAAAUCCUCAACCCUGCCCUAAAAUGUUUAGUGGCCUUUUUCCCCUUCAUUGCUUGUCAUUUUUUUCCUGUCUUGUUGGAAUCGUUUCCCAAAAAAAUCACUCAUCAAACCCAGACACAGGGUGAUGGUUAUUUCCCUCUCCCCCCCCCCCCAACCAAAAAGGCCUGGUGAUGGUCAGAGAAUGAUCCGUGUGAAAAUAACUCAUUUUUUUUUUCCUUCACCCCCUCCAUGCCUUCCAUAAAGGCUGGCUCACAUAAAGGAAGAAACAAGGUACUUUUUCUGUAACUUAAAACUGCAGCUGGUGAACUUGAAUACGCUGAUCUGUUUCGAGGGUUUGAAAUAAAAUUAAGGGUAUUUUUUGUUUUUCAUUCCCCUGAAUUAAAAAUGAAGGGUGUGUUUAUUGGAUGCUAAGCUGCACAUACAAAUGUACUGUACAUUUUAUUGCUGGAAUUUCUUUAGAAUCUGGGUUUGUAAUUUUUUUUUUUUUUUUUUUUGGCUAGGGUGCGGGAAGGGCGGUAUUCACACUCUCCUCGUGGCUAUAUGAGUGCCUGGGGUGGGAACCCCCUAUUACAAAUAAGGGCUCACUGGGUUUUUUUUUCCUUUUUUUAAAAAAAUAAAAUGAUUUUCAAAU
Ahaetulla prasina is the source of this 7999-nucleotide messenger RNA. Its product is annotated as ADP-ribosylation factor 6-like. The record is from RefSeq and is a predicted model, not a curated record. The transcript has 2 exons. Gene Ontology annotation, biological process: intracellular protein transport; vesicle-mediated transport. The coding region runs from base 3023 to 3550 and encodes 175 amino acids. Lineage: Eukaryota; Metazoa; Chordata; Lepidosauria; Squamata; Colubridae. Gene Ontology annotation, molecular function: GTPase activity; GTP binding. Gene Ontology annotation, cellular component: cytoplasm.